Messenger RNA from Leptomonas pyrrhocoris, 1437 nucleotides. RefSeq names its product putative leucine-rich repeat protein. The transcript has a single exon. Gene Ontology annotation, molecular function: protein binding. Bases 718 to 1437 code for a protein of 239 amino acids. Lineage: Eukaryota; Euglenozoa; Kinetoplastea; Trypanosomatida; Trypanosomatidae. The record is from RefSeq and is a predicted model, not a curated record.
AGCACUACAGCUUUCUCCCCUUGAAAUCAAACACAGCCAUAUAUAUAUAUAUACGCACGAACGCAAACAAACACAGAUCGCUGUCUUUCGCCGUAGCAUCACGAGCUCAACCCCACACAGCCCGCACGACACACUAUUGGAUUGACGGGCGACCCUGUUCCGCAGCGCUGCUCUCUUUGUUGCUGGCACUCACGCACGCGUAUCGAAGUACAUUGAAGUGUUUCGAGUACCCGUGCUGCUUACCGCCGUUGACGUCACAGAGCCGGUUCAAGAAACGCGUUCUCAAGUUGUCUCUUCGGUAUUCUUUAUAUUCUUGAUGUUUUGUUGUUGUUGUUCUCUCCAUUUCUGAUCACCACAGUAGAGGACUGAACGAGAGAGAGAGAGCGAGCGAGCGAGAAGGUUGUAUCGCUUCCCAUACAGCGCCAGUGUGUUAGUUAAACCUGCCUUUUUCUGUUUUAUUAUUAUUGUAUUCCUCCCUUCUCCCGCGUCUCUUUUUGCGUGCAGUGAAAUCUCCGAGUGACCAGCCAAGGUCCCCGCGCCUUUUCUUUUCCCGCCAUCUUUAUUCUUCUUCUUGUUUUUUGGCAGUUGUCUCUCUGCCUUUUACUCCUCCUUGCUACCCUGGACGUGUGAACCUUUCCCUUCACCGUACUGACCUCCCUCCCCUCCCUACUUUUGCUGUUGUAGCUCUCCCCUUCGGUACUUGUUUGCCUCCUCACGAUGCUCGUCGCCCCCUGCCCCGCCGACACCUUGCUGGAGGGAGCAGACUCGGUGGACCUGGCCAUCGAGCAGGCCCUUGAAGACGGCUCCAACACCUUCUUUCUGAGUCACCGGCACGAAGGUGGUGACGUGCCGGCGAACAUCAGCCUCCUGCGCAACCAGCUGGAGGUUCUCCACGUGGACAACAACUACAAUCUAGCGGCCAUCUCACCCCGUAUUACGGCGCUGUCGCGGCUGCGCUGGUUGAAUGCGUGCUACGGCGCCGUGACCAGCAUCGACCCCACCAUCAGCCGCCUCUCUAAGCUGCAGCGACUCACGUUAAACAACAACCGCCUGACGUGGCUGCCACUGGAGAUGUGGCAGCUGAAGGAGCUGGAGGAGCUGGACCUGGGCAACAACAAGUUGCGUGUCCUUCCUGGCUGUCUCUUGUUUCUACCGAAUCUGCGCGUCGUGACGCUGGAGAACAACCCGCUGCUGAAGCGCGAGGAGGUGGAGGGGGGCGCGGCCGCCAUGUUCGUCCCACCGCAGCGCAGCGUCGACUGCAGCGGGUGCUGUGCGCGCACCAGGCACUACGAGGUGUUCAUCACGUUCCACAAAUUCCUCGGUGAGCGGGAGCUACCUUUUGUGCACUUCGCGUGCUCCAGCGAGUGUGCGAGCCACGUGCGUACCCGCCUGCAGCGCUACGACGCAUCGCAUGUCCAAGCGAACUCCAGCGAGUAA